AAGAAAGUAAAGAAAACACAGCAGAGACGAAGACCCAUCACCUUGAGUCAGUCCACUAACUUCUCUGUAAUCUCUUCUUCCUUUAUCUCUGUCGCUCUCUGCCGAUCGAAGUGAAUCCAAGAAACAAAGUGAGACAGAAAAACAAAAUGUGUUCUUCAGAAGGUGACUGCAGGCCUUUGGGGUUUCUACUCGGCCUUCCCUUUGCCUUUCUCUCCCUCCUCCUCUCCGUCGUCGGCAUCGUCAUCUGGAUCGUCGGAUUAAUGCUGACCUGCAUCUGCCCCUGCUGCUUGUGCGUGACUGUGAUAGUGGAGUUGGCCCUGGAGUUGGUCAAGGCCCCAUUUCAUGUCAUGGAGUGGUUUACAUCUCAAAUCCCCUGUUAAUUUCAUCCUCAUGGUUAUGCAAAUACCUUGGCUUUAUACUCUUUUUUAGUGUUGUAUAGCAUUUAAAGUUCGUUCAGACUUCUCAACUUUGGUUACUAUGAGACUUUGUACUUGCUAAUAUGCCACCCUUUAUGAUGGCAAUGAUUUACAGCAAGCUUUGAACUAAUUCAUGCAGUACUAGCACCCUGUCGAGUUUUUAUAUUUUACAUACAAUUUUCUCGGUUAAGAUUUUAUUUUAUAAUUUGUAAAGUAGGA
Messenger RNA from Argentina anserina (silverweed cinquefoil), 635 nucleotides. RefSeq names its product signaling peptide TAXIMIN 1. The transcript is spliced from 2 exons. NCBI's taxonomy places the organism in Eukaryota, Viridiplantae, Streptophyta, Magnoliopsida, Rosales, Rosaceae. The record is from RefSeq and is a predicted model, not a curated record. Bases 147 to 380 code for a protein of 77 amino acids.